GUCGUUGCAUAAUACUAGUACUUUACCGUAAAGCAAUUUAUCCUUCACCACUUUCACCUCAAUUCUAGACUUUACAAAUAUGUUCUUUUCUGGGUUUUUUGGUCAGUAUCUUCUAUAGUUCCUUAGAUUUUGUUGUUUCUGAUUCCAUAAAAGACUAAAUAUCGUGUUUACUAAAGUGAUUACUCUCAAGUCCUUCUUUUAAACAUUUUCCUUUUUUAAAUUGUUAUCUAUUUCUAUCCAUUGAUCUACCUUUUAUUUUGUUCAAAGACUCAUAACUUAGGCUUGGUUUUGCGGUUCGUUUCUGUUUCUUUUUCUUUUUCCUGUUCAUUGUUAAGCAUUUAAUUGCCAGUAAUAAUAAAACAUAAAAGCUUUCUAAUGCCAUAUACUAAAAAUAUACAUCGUUUUGAACAUGACGGAGAGUACGGAAAUGCUAAUGAGAAUUCAGGACUUCGAAGAGAAGAUGUUCGCUAUAAGCGUCCACCUUUAAGUAGAAAAAACUUUUCCAGUUCUUCUCAUUCAUCAAAACCUAUUAUCCGGCAUUCUUCUGUCAAAACAGAUCGUCCGCAUUUUCAACGAGCUAGUACUUUGGUAGCAGAACAGUCUAGCGAAAUAUUAAAUGAUGAUAUUGAGGAGCCAGUGAACAAUAUUUCCACGUCUCACAAUCUUCCUUCAGCUCUUUCCUCUCCUGUUCAAUCUGGGUCUGUUAAGUCGAGUGAUAUAGCCUCAUCCCAAGCUAGUGGCAUAUAUGACGAAGUUGAUCGUUCUUUCCAGAGUGGAUUAGGACAAGAUAAUUUGCCGUUUUCUCCUUUUAGCGACCGAUUGAGCUUUGAUACGACUAGCACAAAUGAAUUAAAAACUACAGAUGAACAAGGACACUUAAAUAACUCUUCCUUCUCUUCUUUUAAACCCACAAAUACCAGUCCUCAAUCUGGAUCUCCUCGUCUCCCUUUGUCUCGAUUAAACCAUCCAGUGUUUAAUAUAGACAACAACCGGAAUAGAAUUGUAUCUGAAGCCGCUUAUCCUUUUCAGCUUCCUAACAAAAGUGAUAAUUACAAAACGCGAAGUGUGUCACUACCUUUGCAUCGAUCUAUACUUGAUAAUACGUUAUGCAAUUCCUAUGCUGUUGAUGAUUCCGGACAUUUUUCUCCAGUUGAGGAUACUAUUCCUUUAAGAAAAGACAGUCUUAGGGAAAAUCAUCCGACUAGAGAUUCAAGGUUAAGCCUUUUGGAUUAUGGAUCUUCUUCUAGCUCAGUCAGUAGCACGUCUGGAGUCCCAAAACCGACUGAUAGCUCAACGUAUUCUGGAAUUAUUAAUCAACAACUGUCUGCUUCUGAAAACGCAAGCGAUCAUUUUAGUGUUAGGGAAAGGUUAAGAAAUCGUUCAUCUGACAAUCCUGGUGAUCCGGAAAAAGACCAGAUAGAUUCCAAAGAAUCGUUUGUUUUACAAGCUCAAGUAAAGGACGAGGUAUCCAAAUUUAUGAUAUUCUUUACUAUUGGCAUUCUUUUUCCUCCUUUAUGGAUGAUUGCAUCCUUCCUUCCUAUCCCAGGUACCAGAACCUACAAAAUGAGACUGAAACAUAUACAAUGGCGGUUUAUUAAUCGAGUUGUUUCCUGCCUUGGCCUCGCAAUCAUUUUCUUGUUUAUUGGAUUAGGAGUUGCUGGGUCAUAAAAUUUAUCCCUAAAUAAUGACAUAGAAGACAAUAGAGCAUCUAGUGGACGUAUUAUGAGUAAGCGGAUAUUAUUAAAUCUAUUACCAAAAAUUAAUUAAAAU
Molecule: messenger RNA, 1770 nt
Organism: Schizosaccharomyces cryophilus OY26
Lineage: Eukaryota; Fungi; Ascomycota; Schizosaccharomycetes; Schizosaccharomycetales; Schizosaccharomycetaceae
Exons: 1
Coding region: 376-1668 (430 amino acids)
Source: RefSeq, a predicted model, not a curated record